AUGGACAAUCCAGUGGCUCCUUCUGAGGGAGAUGAGCAGUUUAAAAAUGGGAAAUAUAAAUCUUCAUAUUUGUUCUGGCAAAUCAUGUUUCCAUAUAUUUCUAUUUUAGGAGAUGAGGUUUCUAUAUACUAUGAUCCAAUGAUUGCUAAAUUAGUUGUUUGGGCAGAAGAUCGCCCAGCUGCUUUAAGGAAAUUAAGAUACUGCCUUCAACAAUAUAAUAUCGUCGGACUGAGCACCAAUGUGGAUUUCUUACUGAAUCUCUCAGCCCAUCCAGAGUUUGAGGCUGGGAACGUUCACACUAAUUUUAUCCCUCAACACCACAGUGAGCUCUUUCCACCCAAGCCGUCAAUUUCGAAAGUGACUUUGUGCCAGGCAGCUCUUGGCCUCAUUCUGAAAGAGAAACUGGUGACUGAUACCUUUAGACUCCAGACAGAAGAUAAGUUCUCUCCAUUUGCAUCCAGCAGCGGCAGGAGAAUAAAUAUCCCCUAUGUUAGAAACAUGAUUCUCCUGGAUAAUGAAAAAAGUAAGUGA
Molecule: messenger RNA, 531 nt
Organism: Thamnophis sirtalis
Lineage: Eukaryota; Metazoa; Chordata; Lepidosauria; Squamata; Natricidae
Source: RefSeq, a predicted model, not a curated record